AAGGCCCAACCUAGUAAGCGAAUCGUCCCCUCACCCAGCUCGUCUCCCCACUCCGCCAUCCGCUGCCACCGCGCAACCCGCCGGGGCGCCGCCGCCGGCGAUGACCACCCCGCGGUUCGUCUCAACCUCUCCCGCCCGUCUAUCCUACACGCAGACCUCCCCAGUUCCCAAAUCCUUGGGGAGGGAUUGCGGUCGGGUCCCCGCUUUCCCCGCUAGGCCGCGCGGUCUCUCGCGCCGUCUCAGGUCGUCGCCUGUUAUGGCCGCCGCCGCCGGCGUCGGCGGCAACGGCUCCCCAGCCGCGCCCGGAGACUCCACAGGGUCUUCUAGGAUUGGAGAGGUUAAGAGAGUGACCAAGGAGACAAAUGUGCAUGUGAAGAUAAACCUUGAUGGCACCGGUGUUGCCGACUGUAGCACAGGGAUACCGUUCUUGGACCACAUGCUCGAUCAACUGGCAUCACAUGGACUCUUUGAUGUUUACGUUAAGGCAACAGGUGACACACACAUUGAUGAUCAUCACUCAAACGAGGACAUUGCUCUGGCAAUUGGAACGGCACUGCUUCAAUCACUUGGUGAUCGAAAAGGGAUUAACCGAUUUGGGCAUUUUACUGCACCGCUCGAUGAGGCAGCAGUUGAGGUUAUACUGGAUCUGUCUGGUCGUCCUCAUUUAAGCUGCGGCUUAGAUAUUCCUACUCAGAGAGUUGGUACAUAUGAUACACAGCUGGUUGAGCACUUUUUCCAGUCUUUGGUGAAUACAUCUGGGAUGACACUUCACAUCCGUCAGCUUGCUGGGAAAAACUCGCACCAUAUUAUCGAGGCAUGUUUCAAAGCAUUUGCUAGGGCCCUUCGACAAGCAACAGAAUAUGACUUGCGCCGUCAUGGCACUGUCCCCAGCUCCAAAGGUGUUUUGUCAAGAUCAUAGCAUUACAGGUUCAAACGAUUGCGUGUCCGCUUUUAGCUCGCAGCGAUCAGAGGAGACAAAACAGAGUGGGCAGCUAUAUACAGCUUGGUUUGUGCUGCUUGACAUUGGAGUCCACAUUACCUUUGACAACAAGUUAUGGCAUCCUUGCUGAUGGGAUUGUCAAAAAUCAAAUGUACCACCACUCAGUAUUGGGCUUAUUUAUAGCAGCGGUAUAAUGUAUCUGCUCGCUACUGCAAUUCCUCUGCUCUCUGGAGCUACGAGAUUAUCUGAAGAAGGAGUGGACAAUAAGCUGCGAUUCUGAAAGCAACUCCAGUCAGGAUUCAGGAAUAAUGCUGUGCCUUGUAUAAACUUGGUAACAUGGGCUGAUCUAAGCCGCAUAGGUAAUGAUUGUCCGCGUUCAAGGGAAUAAAAUUGGGUUCUGUGCGUCUA
This is a messenger RNA of Panicum hallii, 1348 nucleotides long. RefSeq names its product imidazoleglycerol-phosphate dehydratase. Bases 101 to 919 code for a protein of 272 amino acids. NCBI's taxonomy places the organism in Eukaryota, Viridiplantae, Streptophyta, Magnoliopsida, Poales, Poaceae. Gene Ontology annotation, biological process: L-histidine biosynthetic process. The record is from RefSeq and is a predicted model, not a curated record. The transcript has 8 exons. Gene Ontology annotation, molecular function: imidazoleglycerol-phosphate dehydratase activity.